CCUUUGCGCAUGCGCACUCCUCACCGUAGCGAUGGACCGUGGGAUUGGUGUGUAUUGACAUAGCAACCGGGCUAAAGAGCCGCCGGCAGUCGUGUAUUUCUGUUCGGGGUUAGUUUUUUUUGCUUCGGUUUUCUGUGGUGAAAGUGCCGCCGCUGCCAUGAACGCGGCGGUGGUGAAGAAGACUCAGGACACGCUGGGAAAAGUGAUAAAGAAACCCCCGCUGACGGAGAAGCUGCUGAGCAGGCCGCCGUUUCGGUACCUUCACGACAUCUUCAGCGAGGUCAUCAGGACCACCGGUUUUAUGAAAGGCCUGUAUGAAGAAAAGGAAAUGAAGUCAGAUAGUGUCAAGGACAAGGACUCCAAAAUAACGUUCCUGCAGAAGGCGAUCGAUGUUGUGAUGUUGGUGUCCGGCGAGCCUCUGGCAGCAAAGCCUGCUCGGAUCGUAGCCGGCCAUGAGCCCGAGAAAACCAACGAGCUGCUUCAGGCCAUCGCAAAGUGCUGCCUCCACAAGUUGUCCAGCGAUGAAGCAGUGAAACGAGUUCUCGCAGGAGAGAAGGUGGACUUGAAGACGAAAGCGAGCACCUCCAGGUCUCAGGGCAAGGAAAACAAGGAGGGAAGGGACCAACAGCUGGACAAGGAGGAAAAGAAGAAGAUAGAGCGCAGCAGCAGCCGGGAGCAAAAGGAUCCGAAACCGUCCAAAGAGCAGGAGAGCCGACACAGAGACCGAGACAAAGAAGAUCACCGAGAUCCCGAGCGCACAGACAGGCAUCACCGCAGCGAGCAGGACCAUCAGGCCAAAGACCGCGACAAAGACAAGAGCCGAGAGCCGGAACGAGAGCGGGACAAGGGACGCGUCAGGGACAAGGAGAAAGACAGAGACCGAGACAAGGAGAAGACCAGAGAGAGGGACUCCCACAGAGAGAGAGACAGAGGCAAAGACAAACGAAGAGACAAAGACAGAGAGAAGGAUGGAGAGCGACACAAAGACUUGGACGAUAACAACAGAAGCGGGGAGAGAGGAAACAAGAAGGUCAGAGAGUCAGAGGAAGCUCAGCAGAAAGCCCGUCCUGAAGAGCAGAGCAGCAAAUCAGCCAAAACUGUGCCAGCCGAUCUAAAACCAGUUGAAGAGCCCUCAGAUGUAGUUGAAAAUCAGUCUGACAGUCCAGUGAGAAUACCCCGACCCUCAUCUGCCAAAGGCCAGAGGAGGAAACCCAAAAUUGGAAAUAACGCAGAUGAGUCUGACAGUGAAGGAGAUGGAGACGUUCCGUUAGCGCAGAGACCCGUCCCUCAGGAGAACGGAGACCCUGAAGGGUCCUCAGUGCCAUCAUCAGACAAGACGUCUAGACGAUUGGCUCGGCCAAGCAGCGCUCGGCCAGCGCCUCCUCGAGUCAGGAGACAAGAGAGCAACGCUGACGGGACCCCAGCUGAGAGGCUGUCGAGUGCCAAGCCCCCAGCUCCCAUUAUAAUGGACGGGAAGAGGGUGUCGGAGGAUGAGGAGGAAGACGAUGAGCAGUUCCUGGUGGUGGAGGCGGUCCCCCCACCUCUAGAUGCUCCUGAUGCAGCGAGAGAAGCUGCGCAAGAACUCGACGCUGACGAGAAACAUGGUGGACUCGUGAAGAAGAUCCUUGAAACCAAGAAAGACUAUGAAUCGACUCCCUCCUCACUCAAAUCUAAAGAACAGAACCUGGUGUCCGAGACGGCUCAGAAGAAAGAGCGGGAACUGGUGACGAGGGAGAUCGAGCGGCUCCGCGCCUCCAUCCAGACGGUGUGUCGGAGCUCUGUACCGCUCGGGAAGAUCAUGGACUACAUCCAGGAGGACGUGGACGCCAUGCAGGCUGAGCUGCAGAGCUGGCGGCGGGAGAACAAGGAGCACGCGCAGGCCCUGCUGCAGGAGCAGAGAGCGACGGACCGCGCCGUGGAGCCCCUCAAAGCGGAGCUGGUCGAGCUGGAGCAGCUGAUCAAGGACCACCAGGAUAAGAUCUGCGCUGUGAAGUCCAACAUCCUGAGGAACGAGGAGAAGAUCCAGAAGAUGGUGACUGGGAUCAGCUCCAGAACCUGAGAGUAAAAGGAGAAAUGAGCUCCGGACAUUUGGAGAGGAGUGGUUUGUUGCUAUGGGAACGGCGGAGGCCCGUUCUGCCCAGAGAGCUUGCACCGUGCUUCAGAGGCCCGGUGUUUAGGUUUUAGUCAACAGAUUUAAAAAGUGGAUGGGUCCGCCUGGCUGCUGUUUGGUCAAACCGUGCCUUUGCUGAAUGGGUCAGUGCACAGGUUCUAACGUAGAAGUCAGCGUGGGUCGUUUUGGGUAGAGGCACAUUCAGCAACCUCUAUGCUGAGGAAAGUCUUAAUUGUCAUUUCAGGAACAAGACAAUACUGUAGUUUAGCGUUAUGGAAAAGAAAAAUGACCUGAAAAUAGGAUUUCUGGUCUUCUUUCAGUAUUUAUUUUACUUUCAACUAUUGUCUAUAUUCACCUGGUUAAACGGACAGCUGACUGAACGUUAAUUUUGAAUGUUUUCAGGACCGAGGAGCAAAGUCUAGUUAGCCUAACCUGCUCCCGUUCUUUAUUCUAGCGUCUUUUAAUUCCUCCGGUCAUCUUUAUCCAGCUCCUCCUGAGCUCCGGCCGGUGAAAUACUGUCGACUCUGUUUUUUAGAAAGCUUUUCCCUUCACGUCUUCAAUCACUCCUCCGCUUUAGACGCACUGCUGCACUUUGAUAUUCGCUUUUUUUUUUUUAAUCGGGGGCGGGAGAAAAAGAUGCUUUCUGUGAACUUGGCAGCUGAAGAAUCUGGGUCAUAAAUAAAGCCCAGAAAGAAACGAUGAAUGUUGCAGUGAGCACAGAAGAGACCAGCUUAAUGACUUUAAAACAAAACCAUUACUUUUGCUCCUGUUACAGCUGCGUGAAUCGUACGUUAUGCACAACGCUGAUAGGAAUAAACGGAGCAGUUUGGUUGACUUGGGUAUUUUUAAACUACAGUAACAGAAUUAUUUGGUCGUAGUCUAUCUGUGGGUUAAUUACGGUUCCAUUUGUUUUCUCGCAUAGUGACGUUUGUCCUCCCUAAACUAAACUCUGCACAAAAAUCCUGAUCAGACUGAGGAAGGACUGAGUUCCCUCCGUCGAGUUUAUUCUCUUUUUCUGGGCUGAAGGUAAAGAACCUGUCUGGCAUCACAGGCUUUUCCAGAUUCGCCGCCGACCUGCUAUGUUGCUGUAGGGGCCUUCCGGGGUCCUGAUCCG
This is a messenger RNA of Fundulus heteroclitus (mummichog), 3224 nucleotides long. RefSeq names its product TNF receptor-associated factor 3 interacting protein 1 (gene ift54). The coding region runs from base 158 to 2059 and encodes 633 amino acids. Gene Ontology annotation, biological process: regulation of microtubule cytoskeleton organization; intraciliary transport; cilium assembly. Gene Ontology annotation, molecular function: microtubule binding. The transcript is spliced from 17 exons. The record is from RefSeq and is a predicted model, not a curated record. NCBI's taxonomy places the organism in Eukaryota, Metazoa, Chordata, Actinopteri, Cyprinodontiformes, Fundulidae. Gene Ontology annotation, cellular component: intraciliary transport particle B; ciliary basal body; axoneme.